CAGAGUAUCUGCCAGGCGCGAGCCGCUGUCAUGGUGUAUGACGAUGCCAAUAAGAAGUGGGUCCCAGCCGGUGGCUCCACUGGCUUCAGCAGAGUCCACAUCUACCACCACACAGGCAACAAUGCCUUUCGCGUGGUGGGACGCAAGAUCCAAGAUCAUCAGGUGGUGAUAAACUGUGCAAUCCCCAAGGGUCUGAAGUACAACCAGGCCACUCAGACCUUCCACCAGUGGCGUGACUCCAGACAGGUCUACGGCCUCAACUUUGGCAGCAAGGAGGACGCCAACGUAUUUGCCAGCGCCAUGAUGCACGCCUUGGAGGUGCUCAACUCCCAGGACUCUGGCCCCACACUGCCCAGACAAGGCCCCCAGGUUCAGAAUGGCCCCACACCAGAGGAGAUGGAGCUGCAGAGAAGGCAGCUUCAGGAGCUGCAAAGGCAGAAGGAGAUGGAGCUCGAGCGUCAAGAGAGGGAGCGUCAAGAGCAAGAGCAUGAGCGCCUGGAGCGAGAGAUGCUGGAGCGCGAGCAGGAGCGCGAGCGUCAGGAGCGGGAGCAUCAGGAUAGGGAGGCGCAGGCGGAGAGGGAGCGACUCGAGCGUGAGCGCCAGGAGCAGCAGGAGCGCACCGAGCGUGAGCUGAUGGAGAGGGAGAAGGUGGAGAGAGAGCGGCUGGAGAGAGAGCAGCAGGAGCAGUUGGACAGAGAGCAGCAGGACUGGGAGAGAGGGAGACGCGUCUCGAAUGCCGCUUUUGAAAGCACCCUGUACAGUCCCACACCUCAGGAGUACGGUAGAACGUCCUCCACACCUGUAUCUCCAUCCACACCCACCUACCCUGCUCCUGGGACGUCAUUAUCAUCAUCCAACACCACACCCCCGACCCCGCCACUCAGGCACUCGGCGUCCCGAUUCGCCACCUCGCUCGGUUCUGCGUUCCACCCGGUGCUGCCACACUACGCCACAGUUCCGAGGCGACAGCAGGCCCUCCCGCAGGCCCCGCCCCCUGGUCCGGCCCCGGCCCCUGUUCCACCCAAGUCUGUGGUGUGGUCGGCGUGCAACUUUACGCCCUUGCCUCCAUCGCCCCCUGUCAUGAUAAGCAGUCCUCCAGGCAAGGCCGCGGGUCCUCGGCCUCUCAUCCCCAUCGCAGCACCUUCCCCUCUGACCCAGAAGCCCCCCUCGCCAUCCCCCAACGGCCCACCCAUGUUUCCCGCGCCCUCUCCUCUGACCAUCAUGCACGGCCACACUCCGUUCGGCAUCGCCUGUCCAACCCCGCCACCCCCACCCACCCCACCCCCUCUCCCCUCCCCUGUAGCCCCCCAUCCGUCUUCCUCCUUCGCCUCGUCUCCCCCCUCCUCAUCCCAGGCUCCUGGUGUGCCCUCUCCCUCCACAGCGUCCCUUGCUGCCGCAGCCACUGCCUCUGCUGAGCACCUCUCCCUCCCCCUGGGCCUGGGCCUGUCGGGGCCGGGGGAGCUGGACCCAGCUGCAGGCCCAGAAGAAUAUACCUCACAGUAAACCCUGAGUUUGACCACCCCCACUCCUCCCCCACCACCACCACUGCCACCCAGCUCCACUGUGACCUCGGCGACCCCCAUCACCCCGGCCGCCCACCCUCCUCCGCCACCCCCUCCUCCUCCUCCUCCUCCUCCUCUCCCUCCCACGCUGACCCCAUGUGGGACGCCCCCCCCACCGCCAGGUCCUCCUCCUCCUCCCGGGGUCCCGCCUCCUCCCCCAGCACCGCCUCUCCCCGCCGGGCUGUUCUCCCCCGCUGAGGACCGGCCCCUCUCAGGCCUGGCCUCCGCCCUCGCUGGAGCCAAGCUGCGCAAAGUGUCAAAGAGUGACGAUGCAGCGGCGUCUCUGGCAGCGGCCAUUUUGGGAGCUGGAGGGGCUGCAGGGGCCAAAUCUGAGGCCAGAGGCAAUGGCCCUCUGCCUGGAGGAGGAGGCCUUAUGGAGGAGAUGAGUGCCCUGUUGGCCAGGAGGAGAAGAAUUGCAGACAAGGGCUCGUCACCUGAACCUGACCAGAGAUCAGAGGAGGGUGAAAUGAACACAACCCCUAAAGUGUCAGCAUGUAGCACACCAGACAUGCCCAGGAAGCCAUGGGAAAGAACAAACACCAUGAACGGUAGCAAAUCUCCAGUCAUUGGAAGACCUAAAUCCACUCCUACACCAACUGGAUCCUUAACUGCCAACGGUGUGCCAACAGAAACUGUUGACUACGACAGAUUGAAACAGGACAUUCUGGAUGAGAUGAGGAAGGAGCUGUCGAAGCUAAAAGAAGAGCUCAUUGAUGCAAUCAGGGAGGAGCUGGGUAAGUCCAGCACAGCGUAGAGGAUCCAAAUCUGCUGUUCAGAACAUCUCCACCAACGUGACCCAAACACAGACAUCUAAAUGGUCGGUCGAAGGCGGGACGAAACAAACGACGGAGCACAACGGCGGCAAACGGUGGAGACGGCGAUGAUGAUGAUGAAGAUGACGACAAUAAUCCUAUUAAUACUGACAGAGGACUUUAUCUGGGGUGGAGCGGCUUUGGACAGAACGACAGUGGACAGGGUAGUGGUGGAAAAGGCUCGUACCGCUGACGUAGCUGCGACUCAUGGAAUCCAUUCUGCAAAGUCUUGUGGUCCCGCGGCCCCCGAUCCCCCCACCUCAUCCUGGGCUGUUCUGACAGAGAAGCGAAAGCCCUUAUGCAACAGCGCUUUCUCGCUCUUUCAGUCAUUAUAAAAAGAAACGACUAAUAAACCCACAGCAAAAUAAAACCGAACUCUUCGAUGAUGCUGUAUCAACCAUUGGCGCGUGAGUGAAAGGCAACAUUGAUGCUCAGAAUCAGAACUCUUGUGAUCUACUAUCAAAAGGCAUGUUUUAAUAUUAAGCGAUAGCAGGAAGGUGGGGAUGGAAAAUAAAAACUUUAUUUCCCAUAAUGCCAUAGGGGUAGUGUGCGAUAGGAUGUGUGUGAGUGUGUGUGUGUGUGUAUGGGGGACUUGACAGUCUCCGGUGAAGUCCACCACUGCAGGACACUGUAAAGCUCGUCUUCCUAAAAUACUAUUUUAACCUGAACAUGUACAAAAGAGAGAAAAAGUUAUUUAGAGAACCACGUAUCUAUCGACCAUGUCUGUCUCAGUGUAGAUCCACGGCCAUUUCGAGUAGCUCAAUAAUCCGGUCUUUAAAACAGGAUACUCUCUCUCUCGUCUGUCUCCUCAUCUGUGAAGUCAUCGUCACACGUGUUGUUUCCCCCGUGAAGUGGGCGACUUUAGUGUGGAGACAUUUUACCGUCACGCUCAUUGACCUUUGACAGACGUGUAGAUAGAAAGGACUUCCUUCCUGUACGUUUUGAUUUGAAGACUCUCUCUCUCUCUCUCUCUCUCUCCCCCUUUCUUUGUCAGUCUCCGUCAUGUUCGUCACUCUGAGGUCCUCCGUUUGGUGCACGUGCGCUCGUUUUUUUUUUUUAUGAGGUGUGGGUCACAAGUCUGCCACGAAAUCAUAUAUUAACUGUCACAAGUUUUAUUACAAGCAAUAAGUGUAGCAUCUAUUGUAAAAGCCCGAGUCCCAACUCCACGAGACAUGUUUCAGUGUUUGUCCUUUCUGAGCCCUUUGCUGGCCACAUGUUACCGUGUGACACUAUGCCACUGCUUGUAUUACAGAUUUUCUGUGAAACUGAAGGCGACACUGUAAAGAAAGGAUUUCAUGGAAUUUCUCAAUCUUAUACUCUCCUUUUUAUUUUGGAAUAUUUUCUUGCUAUAUUAAAUCCAAGGAUAUUGUACCUUUA
Messenger RNA from Limanda limanda (common dab), 3751 nucleotides. It is a transcript of the gene enah, whose product is annotated as ENAH actin regulator. The record is from RefSeq and is a predicted model, not a curated record. Gene Ontology annotation, biological process: actin polymerization-dependent cell motility; axon guidance; actin polymerization or depolymerization. The transcript has 14 exons. Gene Ontology annotation, molecular function: SH3 domain binding; profilin binding. Lineage: Eukaryota; Metazoa; Chordata; Actinopteri; Pleuronectiformes; Pleuronectidae.